UAUUUCAGGGAAAAAGGAGCAAACUGGUAUCUCCUGCCUCCUUUCCAGCUUUGUCUGGUGAGAGCAACUGCUUGCAAUGGACUUUCUCUCGUUGCUGAGCCUACAGCUCUCCCAAACACCCCAGGGGAAAGGGGAGACAAGCUUGGGAGCAAAUAUUUGGAUCAUCUAUUGCAUUUAAGGCAGUGAAAUCAACCUGAUCCCUGCGUUGUUUUUUUGUCCAUUUUUUAAUUUAAAUGAGGCUCAACUUUAUGCAACUUGUUGCUUCGCGAGGAGAAACCCAGGCUGGGAAGACACCAGGACCGUAAGAGCUGCAGCCCCAGGCACUGCCUGCACCAUGAAAUCUACCAGGCGAGGGGGUAAGGUGUGUGAGUGACCAGUGGCAAUGGCUCGCCUGGAGCCGGACUCUCCUUGUAAACAGUAGCCCUGGGCAGCCUCCAGCCACACAGCACUCCCAUGCUUGGCUCCGUGUCGCCUGACCGGGCACCCUCGCCGCUCUGCAGAUGCCUUUCUCAGGGGAAGAGAGGAGCCUUCAGGGGGUCUACAAGUCAACGGCUCAGCAGCAAGAUGGGCAAGCCCUGGCAGCCGGGGGGGUGUCUGUGUGUGCCGAGUGCUACACUAACCAGACCUUCGUCUUCGAUGAUGGCAGCUCUCACAGGCUCUCGUCGCCGGGCGGCUGCGGGGGCUGCGGCGGCAGCAGAAGCGGGGUCAUCCUGGACAUCGCCUCCCUGAAGAUGAACGAGCUGGAGUCCGAGGUGCUGCCCCUGCCGCCCCGCUACCGGUUCCGGGACCUGCUGCUGGGGGACCAGGCCUUCCAGAACGACGACAGGGUACAGGUUGAGUUCUAUGUAAAUGAAAACACCUUUAAAGAACGUCUCAAGCUGUUCUUCAUCAAAAACCAAAGAUCAAGCCUAAGGAUACGGCUAUUCAACUUCUCCCUGAAGCUUCUCACUUGUCUUCUCUAUAUUGUACGUGUUCUACUUGACAACCCAGCAGAGGGAAUAGGAUGCUGGGGAUGCGAAAAGCAGAAUUACUCAACCUUCAACCAGUCGUCUACAGAAAUAAACUGGGCUCCAAUCUUAUGGGUGGAUAGAAAAAUGCCAUUAUGGGCAAUACAGGUUAGCGUAGCUUUAAUCAGCUUCCUAGAGACCAUGCUUCUCAUCUAUCUCAGCUACAAGGGAAACAUCUGGGAGCAGAUUUUUCGUAUUUCAUUCAUCCUUGAAAUGAUCAACACGGUGCCCUUUAUAAUCACAAUAUUCUGGUCCCCUUUACGGAAUUUGUUUAUUCCAGUUUUUCUGAACUGCUGGCUGGCCAAGUACGCCCUGGAAAACAUGAUAAAUGACCUGCACCGAGCGAUACAGAGAACGCAAUCCGCCAUGUUCAAUCAAGUGCUGAUUCUGAUUUGCACCCUGCUGUGUCUUGUUUUCACAGGAACCUGUGGCAUCCAGCAUUUAGAAAGAGCAGGUGACAACCUCUCCCUCUUCAAGUCCUUCUACUUCUGUAUCGUCACCUUCUCCACCGUGGGCUAUGGAGAUGUGACCCCAAAGAUCUGGCCCUCGCAGCUCCUGGUGGUGAUAAUGAUUUGUGUUGCCCUUGUCGUGCUGCCCCUCCAGUUUGAGGAGCUUGUGUACCUCUGGAUGGAACGUCAGAAAUCAGGAGGAAAUUACAGCCGCCACCGAGCACAGACGGAGAAACACGUUGUCCUUUGUGUCAGUUCCCUCAAGAUUGACCUCCUGAUGGACUUUCUGAAUGAGUUCUACGCCCAUCCCCGGCUGCAGGAUUACUACGUAGUGAUACUUUGUCCAACAGAGAUGGAUAUACAAGUUCGGCGGGUCCUUCAGAUUCCUCUGUGGUCUCAGCGAGUGAUAUAUCUUCAGGGGUCUGCACUGAAAGAUCAGGAUCUCAUGAGAGCAAAGAUGGAUAACGGAGAGGCCUGUUUCAUUCUCAGCAGUCGAAACGAGGCGGACCGCACGGCCGCGGACCAUCAGACCAUCCUGAGAGCCUGGGCUGUGAAGGAUUUUGCGCCCAACUGCCCCCUCUACGUUCAGAUUCUAAAGCCUGAAAACAAGUUUCAUGUCAAGUUUGCGGAUCAUGUGGUCUGCGAGGAAGAGUGCAAAUACGCCAUGCUGGCUUUGAACUGCGUCUGCCCAGCAACCUCCACGCUCAUCACCCUGCUGGUUCAUACAUCCAGGGGCCAAGAAGGCCAGGAGUCCCCGGAGCAGUGGCAAAGGAUGUAUGGGCGCUGCUCAGGCAACGAAGUAUACCACAUCCGCAUGGGAGACAGCAAGUUCUUCAUGGAAUACGAAGGGAAAAGCUUCACCUACGCUGCCUUCCACGCACACAAAAAGUAUGGCGUCUGCUUGAUCGGCAUCAGGAGGGAAGAGAACAAGAGCAUCCUGCUGAACCCUGGGCCACGGCACAUCAUGACGGCGUCUGACACCUGCUUCUACAUUAACAUCACCAAGGAGGAGAACUCUGCCUUCAUAUUCAAGCAGGAGGAGAAGCAAAAGAAGAAAGGGUUUGCUGGGAGAGGGAUCUAUGACGGCCCAUCCAGGCUGCCUGUUCACAGCAUAAUUGCAAGUAUGGGUACAGUAGCCAUGGACCUGCAGAACACGGAAUGUCGUCCUGUUAACAGCAGCAAGCUGACCCUGCCAGCUGAAAAUGGAUCAGGUAACAGACGGCCCAGCAUUGCCCCGGUCCUAGAGCUAGCAGACAGCUCUUCCCUCCUGCCCUGUGAUCUGCUCAGCGACCAGUCAGAAGAUGAGAUGACUCAGUCAGAUGACGAAGGACUUACUGUUGUAGAAUAUGUGAAAGGCUACCCCCCGAACUCGCCCUACAUUGGGAGUUCUCCCACUUUGUGCCACCUUCUACCUGUAAAAGCCCCUUUCUGCUGCUUGAGGUUGGACAAGGGCUGCAAGCACAACAGUUAUGAAGAUGCCAAGGCCUAUGGGUUUAAGAACAAAUUGAUUAUAGUUUCAGCAGAGACUGCUGGGAAUGGCCUGUAUAAUUUCAUCGUCCCUCUCCGUGCAUACUAUAGGUCCCGGAAAGAGUUAAACCCAAUUGUAUUGCUACUGGACAACAAGCCUGAGAACCACUUCUUGGAAGCCAUCUGUUGUUUCCCCAUGGUUUACUACAUGGAAGGCACUAUCGAUAACCUAGACAGUUUGCUGCAGUGUGGGAUCAUUUAUGCUGACAACUUGGUGGUUGUGGAUAAGGAAAGCACAAUGAGUGCAGAGGAGGAUUACAUGGCAGACGCAAAAACAAUUGUCAACGUCCAGACCAUGUUCCGGCUGUUUCCAAGCCUUAGCAUCAUCACUGAGCUGACCCACCCAUCCAAUAUGAGGUUCAUGCAGUUCAGAGCAAAGGACAGUUAUUCCUUGGCCCUCUCCAAACUUGAAAAGAAAGAGCGAGAGAAUGGCUCCAACCUGGCAUUCAUGUUCCGGCUCCCAUUUGCUGCCGGCAGAGUGUUCAGCAUCAGCAUGUUGGAUACGUUGCUCUAUCAGUCGUUCGUGAAGGACUACAUGAUCACCAUUACGAGAUUGCUGCUGGGCCUUGACACUACGCCGGGUUCUGGCUACCUCUGUGCUAUGAAAAUCACUGAGGAUGACCUGUGGAUCCGGACAUAUGGCCGUCUCUUCCAGAAGCUUUGCUCUUCCAGCGCAGAAAUUCCCAUUGGGAUCUACAGAACUGAAUCACACAUGUUCUCAACCUCCGAGCCUCAUGACAUCAGAACUCAGUCGCAGAUCUCAAUCAAUGUCGAGGAUUGCGAGGAUACAAAAGAUGUCAAGGAACACUGGAACAUCAAGACAAGCCAUCACAGGAACUCCUGCUCGAGUGACCAGUCUGAGCACCCCUUGCUACGGCGUAAAAGCAUGCAGUGGGCACGCAGGCUGAGUAGGAAAGGAAACAAGCACACAAGCAAAACAGCGGAGUGGAUCAGCCAGCAGAGGUUGAGUCUGUACAGGAGGUCGGAGAGGCAAGAGCUUUCAGAGCUUGUCAAAAACCGAAUGAAACAUCUGGGUUUACCUACAACUGGAUAUGAGGAUGUAGCAAAUUUAACAGCCAGUGAUGUGAUGAAUCGGGUAAACCUUGGAUAUUUGCAAGAUGAAAUGAAUGACCAUCAGAACACAUUAUCCUAUGUCCUGAUUAAUCCGCCGCCGGACACACGCCUGGAACUCAGUGAUAUAGUGUAUUUAAUACGAUCUGACCCUCUAGCGCAUGUAUCCAAUGACUCCCACAGUCGAAAAAGCAGCUGCAGUAACAAGCUGGACCCAUGCAAUCCUGAAACAAGAGAUGAAACGCAGCUCUAAACAACCUUGCCACUGACCAUGUCUUCUUCUCAUAUUGCUAAUGCAUGGAAUUGUAAGGGAAUUCACUAUAAACUUUACCCAAAGGGAUGAAUUUCUUGGGGACAAAAAUGGAUUCCAGGUGGAAUACUUAAAAGACAAAGUCCAGUAAACAUUAAUUGUCAGUGGGUUCCAAUGCCCUGGCAGAUUCCUCCGCAGUGCACUAAGAAAAUGUAAUUCCCAACCUGGAUUCAAGCUGCUUAGAAAGGAAGCUACUCAAACCUCGGAGUUAAAGGACAGCUGGCCAAAUAAAAGGCUCGAAGAUUCAUACAGUUAUUUGUUUUUAACUUUUUUUUUAAAAAAUAUAUACCGCAACUAGUGAAAACAGUCUUCGUCGGUACUGGCAGAUGUGGCCGAAGUGAACAGAGACUACAACUGAAACCUGAUUGAUUAGAAGGAUUGGGCUGAAAAACACCCCUAAACACUGCAGGUCACAUUGGACCCAGUGGAACAGGGAAGUGUCAGGGCAAGAGAGAAAAUGAUCAUGUAGCCUUUUUAUUUAUGUUUUCAAUGGUAUCCGUCCCACUGCAGGCUACCGAACGUUCUUCAGCGUUUGCUGCCUUGUUUUCCAUUAUGGGGAAAGAGAGAGAUGGGGAAGGGAGAGAGGUGAUUGAGCCAUCACUCACUUGAUUAGCCAUAUCCAGUUCUGAUACGGUAGCAAAUCAUGCCCUUGGAAGCUCCAGCAAGCUGCUGAGGUGGGGCAAGAAACCCCUUAAGCUACAGGCCUGCUGGAAGUGUGUGAUUUGUCCUUACGCACUGGGCUUCAUGCCACAGUCAUUACAAAUGACAUUUAUCAUUCUGUCAAAAGGCUGUGCCAAAUCCACUGUUUCUUUUAAAGUCUCGUAAACCGCCAAGGGAGAACAAUCCCUGUGUCAUUUAUCUGUGUUCAUAUCUACAUGGAAACCCUGGUUCAACAGGCUAGUGCUGCUGGGCCCUCAGGCUUGCACCCACCCCGGGACUUUGCCACUUCGCUGCAUAUUAAAUACCAACUGUCUGGCAGGUACUAUUAUAUAAACUGGCAACUGUCCUAGUCUAGCCAUACAUAGCUGAGGAUUAAAGUAUCCUGGGGUAAGAUGCAGUUUUACAAACAAGGCUGCUGUAUUAACACACAGCUUAGGAUAACUGAAGAGUCUCUUACCUAGCUAGAAGAUAAGUACAGCUUUAUUGCCAGCUGGAUCGAAUGUGGCCAGCACCUCUCUUCUAAAUACUUCAUUAAAGCCACAACGGGGGCGGGGCGGGGGGGGUGUCACUAUCACCGUCGCCAAUUAACACUGCAGGCCCAUGGAAUUAGUGCUAGGGCUGAGCUACAAUGCUUUACUCUAGCUUUUCCUAAGCAGUUGGUGACAAAACGCCAUAGGCCACGAACUAACUGCCAUUGUAGGCGCUAAGUCAGCUAUGAGUGACCCUGGGCCCUCACAAAACUCCUGCUCAGCUGGUGCCUCAACCCACUCGGUGCCUAAAUUUUCACCGUAGAAGACCCUGCAUGCCUAAUAUUCUGCCUCAGGGCAUGGGUGCUGUUGCCUUACUCUGGGGGGCCUGGCUGCCUGUGCCCCAGCGCUAUUCACAAACCAGGGGAAGUGAGCCAUUCCCUCAGCUCACGGGCCGCGCCCAAGCUAGUAGGUGCUCAGAGGGCAUCCAGGAGAGUGGCUCCCUGGCCACAGGACAUAGUGCUGCUGGCCCCCACGUUAUUGCUUAGCACACACACCUAAGCUGGGAGACCCCACAGCUUCAAUCCCCCCCUCAGCUUGAUGGGGGCGCAAGGCUUGGAGUGGGGUGUGUUCUGACACUGAGCUAUGGGAUUGGCGGGGGGGGUGUGUGUGUCUUUUGCUCUCUCUUUGGUUGCAGCUCUUCCAUGCUGGAUAACUAUUUAGUGUCAUUGGUGGAAGGGAACUGGCUCUUGGAUCUCCCACCACUCAGCGGGGAGGCCCGCAUCUCAAGCACGUGUGCUCAGUGGGCCAAUGCUUAUUUAAUCCCAAGUGAACCAGGCUUUAACAAGCUAGACGGUGGGAAACCCACAUGAGCGUGUCCCAUAGCUCAGGGGGUAGAACACUCCCCAGGCAGGUGGAAAAUCCAUGUUCAAAUCCUUUCUCCCUACCAAGCAGAGGGGGGGAAUUAACCCUGGGGAAUGUGGGUCUCCCACAGCCUGGAUGAGGGCACGAAUCACUGGGCUAAACCUGGGGGAUAGCAGCAUCUCUGCCUGGAGGAGGGGGUUCGCACCUAUGGCUUCCCAGCAGCGCUAGACACGUCAUUGCAACCCAGAUUUAGGCACUGACCUCCUUGAGAGGGGUGCAGGUCUAGGGCACUCUUCUCAUUGCCCUCUCCCAUUGACUAACCUCCUGCUCAGCGUGCCUGCUUUUGUGGACUCCACUCUAGGUGCCUCUCUCUUCCCUGUCAUUGUACUAGAGUGCCAAGGCUUCGAACCAGCCUUUGUGAUGCCCAGUGAUUUUUUUUCCCUAGGUGCUUAAAAGUGACCCUCGCAGUGCUCGACAGGCAACGGCCAAGUCUCUUUGCAACUCUGGUCCACAAUUUAGUCAUUUCAUAACUGAGAGUCCAAGUCUACAAACAGUAACACAUGUAGGUAGGUUAUGCCAGUGAGCUCAUGUCAUUACAGGACUAGGCCCUAAGAGAAAAUCUGGGGCUCCAGGACAUGCUGAGGGCUGAGGCAGGGGAUUGUGGGGGUUCAGGGUGCAUGCGCUAGGCGGCGCUUAUAGCAGGAGUCUCCCAGAAGCAGUGACGUUCCUCUGGCUCCUAGGCGCAGAGGGGGCCGGGGACCUCUGCGUGCUGCCCCUGCAGCUCCCAUUGGCCACGGUUCCCUGGCAUCAAGAGCUGUGGAGCGGACGCUCGGGCGGGGGGCAGCGCAUAGAGCCCCCCCGGCUGCCCCUGAACUUAGGAGCUGGAGAGAUAUGCCAGCCACUUCUGGAAGCCAUGCAGAGCCGCUCACUGCGGUGGCCAGGAGGUCCCUUAUCAACAGGGCGGUCCAGUCCAGAACUGGUCACCCUGUAACUGGUCACAGACAAGUUGGUAAAUUCAUUUUAAUUCCUUUUACUGUAUCACCAAAUCGUGCCCUUCACUAAGUGUCCAACUGCUAUAGUCACAGAGGCCCAAUUGAAAGAUGCUGCUGAAAUUCAACAUCCCCCCUACACCCUUCUUUUAUUGCCCCCUUAGUACCCCUGUGUAGUAUGACACUCUGCCCCCCGCACCCUCAAUUCUGGCCAGAGCCAAGCUGGGACCUGGGACCUCAUUUCUCCAUCAGGUGAAGUCUGGUGAGGUGCCUGCAAUCUGCCUUGUUUCUGCUCAACAUUUCCCAGCAAUGGGCAUGGCCCCAUAACAAUGGCUCCUGGCAGCUACAGCUGUUUUAAGCACCACAUCGUCUAACCCCUCUCACUGCAGGGGCUACAGGACGUGGUGCAUAAAAACACCAGCAGCCACCUGCACCUUGUCUGUGGCUAGCACCGGGGGAACUGGACAGAUGACAGCUCAGCCUCUGCUGGCCCAGGGAACACAGAAGGUAGCUGGUGGUCUUUCUCCCAGCACUAAAAUGGAAUAAGUGCUGGAGCAAACACCCAGCCCAGCUCUUGCCCUUUAGUAAUUUUAAAAAGGAAGAUUAAAAAAAACAGAGUUUAUGCAGACUAGGGGCCGAGAGUCAGUCUCCUAUGUCCAUAUUCAGACACCUCAGUAAACGUGGCCUGAUUUUUAAUGGUGCAGGCCACUUGCAGCAGCCAUGGAAGCCCAGGCCAGCUGUGUUGCUGAGGCUUCAGCAAAGCAGGCUAUUCACCUCUCGGGUUCUUCGUUUUCCCCCUAAAACUGCUCUAACUGACCCAGAAACUAGCCUGGAUGCUGGGAGAUUCACCCAGGGGAGAUGCAAAGAUGGUUAAUGCCACCUCAGUACACGCAUCCACAUACCUCCCUCCUCUCCCCUUUGGUUUCCCCAUAAAUUGCAUUAAAUGCUCCUUGGCCGCAGCUCCAGAGCACUUUUGAAUAACGCUGAAGCUUAGUCUUGUGAAAGCCAUAAUGCAACAAUGAGUAUGAAUUUAGUCUUGCUGUGGCUACACCGUCGCUUAUUUUCUAUGCUGUUUCUAUGCUCAUUGUGGUCUUUGCUCUUAUUAGGGGACAAGUCUCUUAUCUAAAAAUCUCUCCCCUAUUUUAAAGAGCAACUUCUUAACAGCAAAAUCACCUUAAGUUUGAGAAGGGUCUUUCCAGUCAUUCCCCUUAACUCAUUUACUGAUUAACUGCAAGCUCAACCUUUGACGGUAGUAGACUUUGUUCAGGCUACCUCAACGUUUGAGGUACCAAAAAUGUUAACACCUUUGUUAUGAGCCUCAGAGACAAAGUUCUUUUAUAGAGUUUUAUAACUGGGUAAAACUAUAUGUACAAGUAGCUUUUGCCUACAGUAAAGAUGUGAAUGUACAGAAUAACCUUACAAUACUAGUCAGUAUAGCACAAUCUGGCCAACUCCUAUUAACAUUGCAUUGACUAAAUGGUAAAGAACUUUCUAUAGCAGAACAAUGUAUUUUUCACCUAUUUUUGCACACUUUAAACUGUUGAUGUGUAAAUGGUUUAUUUGAAUGCCAAGUGACUAACAAAGAUGUUGACUUUAUAUACUUUUAAAUUAGUAUAUUAAAACAUAAGGGAUUUUUGUGAGAAUCCUGUAAAGCACAAUGACAAUGUCAUGAAGUUCCACUGGACAUCACUGAUUGGUUGACCAGGGAUUGAAAGAUGAAUGGAUGCAGCAGCUUUGUUUAUUUUCACAAACAUCUGCCAGUCGUUCCCACGGACACACACACAAUAGAAGUUGUUUGUGUUGUUUAAAAUUGCAGUUUUAAACAGCCAGUAAAAAUACAAUUUAGUGCUUAGAGAAUUCUGCAAAACCAGCAAUAUCUGGGUCCAAAGUCCAGAAUCAUCAGUAAAGUGUUAACCUAUGAUUCAUUUCCUGAAAAAUCCUAAUAUCGGGCAUUUGCAAUCAUGGGGUAACCAAUAUAGAAACCUAUUUUUCCCUUACGGAUGAGACAAUUCCUCCAGCUCUGCCUUCCACUCCUGACUCUGUGAUAAUUUUGUAUUAUUGUCAGUAAACCAUUUCAUCUAGGUGUUCCAAUGGCACCUAAGCUUCCGUUGUAGAGACACUCAGCUUGUAAGGCUAUUUUCAAGUGGCUAUUGACACAUAUUAAAUAAUACAUUACGAAAGGAAAAGCAAGCUUUGGCUGGAGGUCGCUGCUUAAAUGCCUUCCUGACCCUGAAAUUUAAUAUCAUAGGGACAAGCACUGUAGUUCAAACUCACUCUCUCUCAUUGGUGUGGCCUAGAAACAUGCCAAUGAAGAAAAAGGCUUUUUCAGCCCAGUUUUUCAGACUACUGCCACAGGGCAGAACGCACCAAAGCUUGUAGACAUGAGCAGAUAUCAAGGAAAGAUAUAUUCUGGCAUGCGAAACGUUAAAGUGCCAAUUUUAUAUCAUCCUCAAUUCCAGUGUGCAUACUGCACCCCUCCCUGUAGCAUGCUGGUGGGAAGGAAUGUUUGCUGGGUUAUGCAUUCUCUCUACACUUUACCCAUCUCUGGGUCCUGGUGGUUAGAGUUGCUUGUACUAGGCAGCACCACUGCUUUCUUUCUCUCCAGCCACACACCUCAGUCGUGGGGUGUAGUCCAUGCACUUAAGUGUUUUUAAGCCCUUCCUUCUAAAAAUGAAAUCUUCCCACCUUUGCAAAGAUUGUUGAGGCUUAAAAUAGAAAAGAAAGAGGCAGAUCAAUAGGCUUCAUGUAGGAAAACUUUAAAACCUGGACUAGGUUCUGUGUAGUUGGUGCUGCCAAUCAAAAAAGCUUUUAAUACAGUUUCUUAAUUCAAUUAAAUUGUCAUAUCAAAAUUGGAAUGAGACAGACUUGUGUAUGGAAAUCACACAGCAAUGUUUAAUAUGUUGCAAGCCUUGUGUUUCCCAGACACAGGGAAGAAAGUAACAAACUUCAUCUCCCGGUUGAAGUUCCCUCAGUACAAUGUUGUGUGUCUCUGGAGAAAAACAAGCCUACAAAUAAACACACGAUGUGGCUAAUGUUGGGCAAUGAAGGGGGUUACACGUUCAUUGGAGUAUCUAGAUAUGCGCCCAUGGGUACAUUCUGGUUGUUUUCAGCAGAUUUCAAUUGUUCAUCCACGCAAUGGUGAAGAGAGUUAAUUUUCAGAGUUAGAAGGAAAGGUCUGUAGGAUCUACAGCAAGUGAAGGAAGCAGCCCUGAACCUUCAGCCAUUUGUAGACCCAAACUCAAAAAUAACUAUUUUUGAAGUUUUGAAAUGUUUGGGUGAAAAAGGUUUUUCUUCUUCCCAUUUAUUUCCCACUGGGACAAGAAGGGUCAAAGUAUCAUGAGAAAAUAUGUUCUUGCAGGAUAUCUGAGGGGAAGUAACAGAAGUCUCACAAGCACACCUGUUCUCUUGAGAUUUACAAGUCAUUUUGCAGACUUAAGAGAUUCAGAUAGUUUUGAUAAUCCUCUAAACUGUGAAUAUGUUAAACCAAGUCUAAAUUACAAACUUCUGGAGGGUUCCCAAUCUCUAUUUUUCACUCAGGUUAUAGUGAAACAAAGCCAUAAUUAGACACAGAAAUAUCUAUUUGUAAAAGUCGUUACAGGUCAACUCUAUAGACUCUCGACUCAGUCUGCCUUGCUAGUUGUUCUUAGGCUUGGCAGAAUUUGAUUUUUUUUUUUAAAUAAUUUUGAUGGUAAAUAUCCAUGUUUGUUUUUAAGCAUUGUUUAAAGUUUUUACUGAUUUAAAUGUUCACAGUUGCAGGCAACUAAGGGAGCAGACAAUCAUUUAACGACAGUAGACAUUCAGAUUCAAAAAGUUAAAUCUUUGCUGCUGUUAAAAUACAAGUUAUUAAUAUCCUAUCGCUAUGGAUAAAGUAAAUCUACUUAAAUCAAACUGUAGUAAGUUCUCAAGCAGCACUUUUCUUCUUUUGCCGAUCUGUACAUUUCUGUUACCACCGAUGGAAAUAUGGUUUUGUCUGAAAUUGAUGUUUACUGACAUUUACCGAUAAAAACUGAAUCCUUCCAAGCCUAGGCAUAUUACCUGUGUAUAUUCUGCUUAUUGUACAUGCAAGAUGAGCACUCCUUUUCAUUUGCCUGGUUCCCUGGGCUGAUGAGGUGUGUAAAUAGGAAGUGAUUCUAUAAGUAGAGAAAAGUAAUAUAUAGUUUACGUGGGGACAGUGCAACAAAGUGCACUUCCUGUAGCCAUGCAUGUUUUUAAACGUUAAAAUCUAGUUGGAAGUGCCAAACAGCCAUCACAAAUCAGGCGCUUAGUACUAGGGGUUAUUUACUGCUGCAUGCAAAUUUGUGGGUGUGCGGUCAUAAAGUAAGGGAUUAUUAUACUGUACGUUUUCAGAAUGAUCGAUCAAUUAAUUGCACAGGAAUUCACGGCACACGCUGAAAAAAGAUGUACUGUAUUUGUUUGAGUGAUCGCGUCCAAAUGAAAGAUCACAUUUUAAGGGUGCUAAAAGGCAACGUGUUAAGGCUAACCCAGCUGAGUAGCAGAACAGUAAGUUAGGUUGGCAAAAAUUAUAAAUAUAAUAUACUAAUGAUAAUGCUUAACAUAAAAAAACCCCAAACCAACACAUAUAGAAGAUGCAUGAUUUAUUAUAAUACCAAAAACCUUAACUGUGUUCUGUGGUGCUUUGACAAUGCUUCAUUUUGUUUAAUAUAUACAUGUAUUUUAAAAAAGAAUGACACUUUUACAAAUUAAAAUCUUACAAAUUUC
Molecule: messenger RNA, 12063 nt
Organism: Caretta caretta (loggerhead turtle)
Lineage: Eukaryota; Metazoa; Chordata; Testudines; Cheloniidae
Gene: KCNT1
Product: potassium sodium-activated channel subfamily T member 1
Biological process (GO): potassium ion transmembrane transport
Cellular component (GO): plasma membrane
Molecular function (GO): intracellular sodium-activated potassium channel activity; outward rectifier potassium channel activity
Source: RefSeq, a predicted model, not a curated record